This is a messenger RNA of Arabidopsis arenosa, 1295 nucleotides long. The record is from the annotation of a GenBank genome assembly. Lineage: Eukaryota; Viridiplantae; Streptophyta; Magnoliopsida; Brassicales; Brassicaceae.
CGGAUCUGCCGGAGAGAAAAUGACGACGAGUAUUCACAUCACAGCUCUCGACGGAAUCGUCAACGUGAACUCUCUCUUCACACUCGCCGUAUUCAUCGGAUUAGCUUGGAACCCUACCGAUCCAGACAACAGCCUCGUAACCGACCCUAAUUGCGUCCCCACAGCUCGUAUGGCGGAGAAUCUCGUCGCCUUCCAUGUCUACUCUUUCGCUUCGUUUCUAUUCUCAAGUCUCAUCGCUCUAGGUCUCAAACAAGCUAUGAGGCUCAACAUAGCUUCUUCGUUUCACAUAUCUACCCGAAUCGAUCCUGUGGUGUACUAUGUGAACAAGACUGCUCUUAGAUUUGGGAUGGUUAUCUCCGGUUUGGGAUCGGUUUGUGGAUGUGGGUUUCUCAUGUUGGCUUUGAUUAAUGUUGUUCAGAUCAAGCUGGGGACUUUGGGUUGUGGUGCGAGUGGUCAUACUUAUGCAGCUGUUGUGCCGCUUGUGAUUCUGGUUCCUUCUGCACUAUUUAUCUAUGUUUCUCUUAUGCUAUAUGCUUUUACUCGUUAGAGACAUGGAUUUGAUUCCAUGAUUGAUACAAUUAGGAUUAUGUUUGUAUGAUGAUGAUAUAUGAUGGAAAUGAGAAUGAUUCUAUGCUUGAUAUGGUUCUUAUAAAUCUUUGGUUUGGCUUCUGAUUUAAGUUUAAUGUCUGAGUUGGAUAGAUGAUAUUCUAGAUUUGAUUGGAAUUUAGGCACUUGUGUGUGUUUAUCAGGAAUAUUAACUGGUGGAUUCAUACUGAUUCGAUCCGAGGAAAUGGGUAUGAGAUUAUGCUGGAUUCUGAUGCUUGUUUGGUUUGAUCUCUUGGAUUAUUGAUAAAGCAGAGUUACUACUGUACAAAGAAAGUUUUUUUUUACCCUACUUGGAAUCAUUCAUCAAAAAUAGAGAACUUUUCUGUGUUUCUAGUUUUGUGUCUUCUGACUAAGCUAAAUGAUUGAUUUCCUCUGUAAACUAUCCCAUUCCCACAUAUCUCCGGAACUGCUUGAGCUGAAUUGUAUGCAUAAAUAGCUUUUGAGGACUGAAGCCGUGAUCAGUGAUCUUCAGCUUAAAACUUGUUCUCACUGAAGGCUCAUAAUACUACUGAUGGUAUACAAUUGGUUGUAAGAUACAGAUAAGACCAUACUUUUGAAGCUUUUUCUUUGGUUUGUGCUAUUCUUUUGUCAUGUAAAAACACCUCUUUGCUUUCUCAAAGGUUCAAAUGAUUAGCUUAGAGACUAAAGGGCAGCAUGAUCUUACUUUAGAUUAAAAUAACUAUGCACUU